Aspergillus piperis CBS 112811 is the source of this 911-nucleotide messenger RNA. RefSeq names its product putative oligosaccharyl transferase subunit Dad1. The transcript is spliced from 3 exons. NCBI's taxonomy places the organism in Eukaryota, Fungi, Ascomycota, Eurotiomycetes, Eurotiales, Aspergillaceae. The record is from RefSeq and is a predicted model, not a curated record. The annotation marks the transcript as partial. Gene Ontology annotation, biological process: protein N-linked glycosylation. Gene Ontology annotation, cellular component: membrane; oligosaccharyltransferase complex.
CCCAACCCCGACCUCAAUUAGAAACAGAGAAAUCCAGAUACACAACAUGGCCCCAAAACGCACCGCCGCACCAGCAGCAACAACAGGCCCCAUCCCCGCGCCCUCACCACCCACCAUGCCCUCCGCAUCAUCAUCAUCCGCACCCGCAGCAUCCUCCUCCUCUCUUCUUUCCUCCGGUCCCAAAACCCUCACCCAGAACUCCUCUAUCUACGAUAUCGCCCACACGGUCUGGCAGCAGUAUCUGGCUACUACGCCGCAGCGCACAAUGCUGCUUGAUGCGUUCAUGGGAUUCUUGGUGCUGGUUGGUGGUGUGCAGUUUGUUUAUUGUGUUGUUGGGGGGAAUUAUCCGUUCAAUGCCUUCCUGAGUGGUUUCUGUGCCGCUGUAGGACAGUUUGUUCUUACGGCGAGUUUGAGGAUGCAGACUAGUGCUGCUACUUCGUCUUCUUCUUCGACUGGGGGUGCUGGUGGUGCGAAAGGGAAGGGAGGGAAGAAGGUUGUCAAGGGAGAUGCUGGGGAGGAAGGGAGUGGUGGUGUUUCGGCUGAGAGGGCAUUCGCGGACUAUGUCUUCGGGAGUUUGAUUCUGCAUUUCUUUUGUAUUAACUUUAUUAACUAGAAGCUAUCGGGUCUGGUAUGGAGGGAUAUGUUUGAAGGGGUGGUGGUGUGCAGCGGAUAUUAUGGGAAGAGGGUGGAAAGGCAGAACGCUGGAUAUAAAGUGACAGGUGGGAGGAUAAGAUGGAUAGGAUAGGAAGGGUGCAUGCAGGCUGUUUCCCUGGUGGAGUAGCCUAGUCUCUUAUCUGGUUCCUAUCCGGGUUUGAGAAGGUUAAAACAAGUCGAGGAUCUGUUAUUGCGUUAUGUUAGCUAGCUAUUACUAUUUAUACCUGUGUAUCAAUGUAUAUCGAUUCUACUGUUUA